AUCAAGUUUAGCCGAACCUAGCCGAACGAAAAAAAACUUUGAUUGUGAUUCCACAAUGAACAGCGAGAGCAACAGCAGCACAAAGGUCGAAAUGAUGGACCAAGCCGAUGAAGCUGGCACAAGUGUAUCGCCUCUCAGUAAUUUACUGUGUCGGACGUGUCGGAAGCCGCAGGAUCAACCCGCCGUUCCCGUUGAAGCGGUGCUGGAUUUCCACGGGAAAUCCCUCUCCGACAUGAUUUUCGAACUGACGGAAAUAAUGGUCAACUAUGAUGCGAAUCUUCCUCAGUUCAUUUGUUUGGAAUGUGUUGAGGAUCUGCGGUCGGCGUACAACUUCCGACAGCGAUGCAUCGAUUCGAAUGAGAUGUUCCUAAAUGAGCUGAAUGUCGCCUUGGGUCAAGAUUCGAUUCCUGCCGAUCCCAGUGAGUUGAUAUUGAAGGUGGAGCAAAGUGAUCCAGAGCUAUCGGAAAUAAACCAAAAUGAAACCUUUGAGGAUCAGUCAAGCUUUGACUUUGAAGCUGAGCCGGUGAACGAUAUCGAAUGCAGUCCGCCAGGAUUGAAGAAAAGAAGAAGAGAAAAGAGGAAUACACUUAGCGGACUGGCAAGGACGUACAUAGUGAAGAAGGAGGAUCGCCAUUGUUGCUUCAUAGAUCCCCAAAGCAGAUGCAAAUAUUUCCAGGAGAUCUUGGAGAUGGGUAAUUUCGUUCGGCACUUCCGUGUGGUACAUUGUGAAGAAGCUAAGAGCAAAGGAUUUUUGCCACAAGGUACGCCGAAUAUAAAAAAGUAUGAGUCGAGAUAUUCUAGAAUUGCGACUAGGUACAUAGUGGAGCACGAAAACCGCUAUUUCUGUGAAAUAGAUCCAUCUAGUUUAUGCAUUUAUUCGCAGAAUAAAGAGGAUUUAGUUUUGGGUAAUUUUAUUCGACAUUUCCGAUUAGUGCACACAGAUGUGGCGGAGAAAAAAGGUUUGAUGCGUGGUGCGUUGCCAACAGAACGCGUGUCCGAUGCACGUAUCAUAAGGCGUGAUUGGAAGGAAUCUCCUGCAAAGCUUGUUUCGAUUGCCGGGAGGUAUAUAAGGAAGUCCGAAGACGGCAAAUUCUAUUGUGCGAUAGACGAGCAGAGCUCCUGCAAAUUCUCGCGGCAAAGGGCAAAUGUAACGGGCUUUCUACAGCAUUUCCGGGUUGCGCAUCCGAAAGCAGCCACGUCUAAAAUUUUCUCUCUUCAAUCGCUGGAUAAUGAAGAUGAAGUCCCUUCGCCUGAAUCGUCACUCAAACAGGAAAAGGCCCUUUAAGGCCCGAUGCCCACAUAGCGUCUUUUCAACGCUGCGUGUACACGGCGUUAAAAGGACGCAUGUGUGCAUCGGGAAAAAGCGGUAACGCAGCGUCGCCGCACCGAUGCACACCUGCGUUUUUUCAACGCCACGUGCACGCAGCGUUGACAUCGAUACUUUAGUAUGCAAUUCACUCGGAAUAACGGGAAUAGGAGAAACACAUAAUGUUACAAAGCUCGUAUCAAGAUGGAAGUCGUGCGAAGAAAUGGACUAUAUUUCAUUCAAGGUCGUUCUUGAUAAUAAAUGGAGAUCCAUUGCUUUGGAUGCGUCUACAUGGCCCCAGUAUAUCAGAUGUCGAGAAUUUGUAAGCAAGCACCGUACUACGUGGUAUCCCGCAUAUUAGCUAGUUAUUUUUUUGCAAUUAUUGUUAAUUUAGAUAUUCAAGUGUUAGUUUCUGUUGUAGCUUAUGAUUGUUUAUUGCUUCAGUGAAUAUGAUAAUACCAAUGUUGUAUUGUUUUAUAGUUUUAAGACACAUCAUUUGGGCUCUAUUGCCUGUUGAUGUUAAUAAUAAUAAUAAAAGGCUACGUGGGCAUCGUCCCUAAGACACGCUAAAAAAAUGAUGAAAAUUACUUCAAUUGCAUACGCCAACAAAACAUUCGAUAGAACAGAAGCCAAAAAACAUACUGUUCGCCAAGGAAUGAUUGCAAUUUUCCUCUCGGGUAUCUUUUUGGAAUGAAAAAACCCACUAAAAAACUUUUUCAAGUGCAUCUAUAUCUCGAGGAUUACAAUUUUGAAGUUGAAAACACAAGGAAUGGAAAGUGCUAUGGUGGGGUGCAGAUGGCGGACUGUACGCAUAUGCGGCGAAUGAUUCAUGUGUUGCGUCAGCUGUUGGGUAACCAUCCAUCAUUCACACCGCGAAAAUCUGACGACAUUGGUAGCCGGACACAUAGUCAGAAUGUCAUACUGUAACACGGUGGAAAUUGUCCUUGACAAUGAUCCGACGGGUACAAGAAGGCGAGGUGCGCAGCAAGUAAGGUGUAUCGAUUUGGUGGAAGUUUGGACACUUGAGUCAGUUUUUUAGUAGACUACACACAUGAAAUGAAUAUAACAAAAGUUGCUAAAUAUGAUAAAUUUACGAUUUUUUCCGUAGAAUCACGUAGAACUGUUUCAAUUGAAGAGAUAGCGAUCUAAAUAUUUAGAAAACUUUAAAAUAUAUUAUAUCAACCAAAAAGAGCCAAUAAAAAAACAUGAUAAAGUUGACAAAUCACUACAUGAUUACCACGUGAUACCUUUGAAAGAACACAUUGGUCAGAAUCGUCUAUAUAAAAAAUAAUGGAUAAAUACAUAUGGAAGAACACGAAGAAGACUGUUUCACCGAAUACCAACAAGAACAAUCGAUAUUGGAUAAUUAUGUGACUUGAUAAAAUGCGUUGUCAGAAGACUCGUACAAUAUUAAGAAGCCUCCAUGCCCAAUUUUUUGGUAGAGAAUUUUAUUUUCACAUAUGAAAACAUUCUAGAACUCAAAGCGGAUCAAG
Messenger RNA from Armigeres subalbatus, 2799 nucleotides. RefSeq lists its product as uncharacterized. The record is from RefSeq and is a predicted model, not a curated record. Gene Ontology annotation, molecular function: zinc ion binding. The transcript has 3 exons. Bases 56 to 1285 code for a protein of 409 amino acids. Gene Ontology annotation, cellular component: nucleus. Lineage: Eukaryota; Metazoa; Arthropoda; Insecta; Diptera; Culicidae.